CGAACGCAACCGAGCAUAAACAAGAGAAAGGGAAAGGAAACUUGUGAUACUUGUAGAGGAACAAGGUGUCUGUUCCCAUUAACAAGGGUGUUGAAUCGUUUUUGAGAUACAGACUGACUCUGAAAUCGUGACAAAAUUAGUUACAGUCACAGUUUUUAUGGUAUUUUCCGUCUCGCUCACCGGGGGCGUUUGUUCUGAAUGGAGGAGAGACACAGGAAGAUUCUCCAACGCAACAGGAGCAGCCUGGUGAAAGACUUGGACCCAUCAGCCCUCUACGAUGGCCUUAUUGAAAAGGGCGUUUUCACCCAAGACAUGGUCGAUGAAAUCAAGAGCUGUGCGACCAGGCGCGAACAGGCCAGGAAGUUAGUCGUGGACUUGGAGACCCGCGGGAGUCGAGCCUUUCCAUUGUUUCUGCAGUGCCUUCAGGAGACAGAGCAGCACAGUCUGGCUGAGCUGCUGCGGAAUGGAGCCCCAACAGUCCAGCUACAGCCUGCUACACCCACUCAGGUUGUUCGCCCUGUUCUCCAGCCUCUCCCAGUGUCCUCUCCAAUGGAUGUGGAUAAGCAAAGAAAAGACCACGUCCCUGUCUAUCCAAUGCCCAGACCCAGUACUACUCCCACUCCAUCACCUGAGGGGGAGUACAGACUAAGGCCCCAAGGCAGAACUCGUCGGGACAGCAUCCAGAGCUAUAAAAUGGACGCCAGCCCGUGCGGACACUGCCUGAUCAUAAACAACGUGGAGUUUGACCCCCAGAGCGAGCUCAGCAAUCGCAGGGGGUCCAACAUCGACUGUGACAAGCUGGAGAGCAGAUUCAAGGCGCUCAACUUUAUCGUGGACGUCAAGACGAACCUGAAGCAAAGACAAAUCAAACACGAGCUGUCAGCCUUAUCUAAGAAGGAUCAUUCACAGUAUGACUGCUGUGUGGUCAUCAUGCUGUCACACGGCACUGAGGUGAGCCACAACCGCUUCCCUGGCGCUGUGUACGGUGUGGAUGGACAGCAUGUCCCGGUCCAGUACAUCACAAACUACCUCAACGGCCAGCACUGUCCGUCUCUACAGGGAAAACCCAAACUGUUCUUCAUCCAGGCUUGCGGAGGAGGUGAAAGAGACACAGGCUUUGAGGUGUCCCCGGACGAGGUUGAACCAUCCGUCGGUGGAGCAGAUGAUCAGACGGACGCCAUUCCCACGUCAUCCAGCAGCGACUCUCUGAGCACGUCCGACGAGCUGGACGCCAGAGCCACGCUCCCGACCCCGAGCGACAUUCUGGUGUCCUACUCCACUUUCCCUGGUUAUGUUUCUUGGAGAGACACCCAGUCAGGCUCCUGGUACGUCGAGACACUAGACCGCAUUCUUGAUGAGAACGCUGCCACGGAUGACUUGGUCACGAUGUUGAUGAUGGUCAACCACGAAGUCUCCCAGAACUCUGCGAAGGGGCUCUACAAGCAGAUGCCUGGUUCCUUCAAUUUCCUCCGCAAGCUUCUCUACUUUCAAACCCAAGCAUAGCGGCGAAGUUCAGCGGAAUAAGUCCUGGUUUCACUUUCAGCGAGUCUAUUCCAUUGCUGUUGGCCAUGACUGUAAUUGCUUAGGAUUAUGAUUUAGCAGAUUUGUGAAGCGUAUGUGUUUGCUAAAUUCUGGUUCUACUUUUACAGACACGAUCAUGUCUUAUUUGUUUUUCAUGUCCUGUAUUUUCUAAAUGAAAUAUGUUGGUUGCGGUGUCAUCUUGGUAUGAAAAUAUUAACAUGUUGUGAAAAUGUGGUUCAGGUUAUUUUUUGUAUGUAUUAUUUUUGUCUUAUCAAGACAUAGCAUCUGUUGGUGUUUCAGAAGAGAUAAUCAUUGUCAAUUACCUUGCUGAUUGUUAUGUCAUGUAUUUUAAAUAUACUGAUUUUGUAAAAAAAAAAAAAAAAAGGAAGACUGUUUAUUGACUCAAUAGGAGUCGAGCAGAGACUCCCAGCUAUUAAACAUAUCUUCACCCUGACGUUAAUGUCAACCCAUCAGCAGUGUAAUUGUUUACACUUCACUGUAAGACAACACAUUUCAAAUGCUAUUUUUUUUUUAGUUGUUGCUAUUAUACAUAAGCAUGCUAGUGUUGCUGUGUGUGUGCUACAGCUGAGUUACAGUAUGUGAGGCUGAUGACAAAUGCAAGUAAAACAGCAGUGUACUUUAA
Molecule: messenger RNA, 2164 nt
Organism: Acanthopagrus latus (yellowfin seabream)
Lineage: Eukaryota; Metazoa; Chordata; Actinopteri; Spariformes; Sparidae
Gene: casp9
Product: caspase 9, apoptosis-related cysteine peptidase
Exons: 10
Coding region: 199-1503 (434 amino acids)
Biological process (GO): intrinsic apoptotic signaling pathway in response to DNA damage; apoptotic process; proteolysis
Cellular component (GO): cytoplasm
Source: RefSeq, a predicted model, not a curated record